This is a messenger RNA of Cicer arietinum (chickpea), 2550 nucleotides long. Lineage: Eukaryota; Viridiplantae; Streptophyta; Magnoliopsida; Fabales; Fabaceae. The record is from RefSeq and is a predicted model, not a curated record.
CUGGUUUGAUUUUGUUCUCAUGCAUGGCUACAUUAGAAUGCUGCAGAUUAAAAAAUCUUGAAAAAUUUUAGAUUUAUUUUUUUGGAACAUUUUUUUUAUAUUUGUACUUUUAGAUUGGUUAUCAAUAUUCUAUUUGAUUCAUUAUAGGUAUAAGAUUAAAAAUAUCAUAAUGCUAAAGCUGUAUCAUAUUAAUCAAUUUUCUAAUGAAGACCAAUUAAGCAGUUUAUUUGACCUCUGCUGGUUUUCUUGUUUGGAUUAUGAUUUAAGAGAGUAAAAAGAGAUUCUGGAAACGUAAAAUUGAAUUGCAUUUUGUCGCAUGGAAUUGAUAUUGGCUUCAAAAUUGAUCCUAACUUGAAGUUGUGUUUUGGAAUUUUUAAAUCCAAACAUGAUUCUUAGCCUCAAUUUUAUUAUUCAUUUCUUUUACAUAAGUUUAUCCAUACAUAAAACACUUUUCAUUCAACUGAUUUUAAUUAAAGUAACUUUCCAACAAAUUUAUUUAAAAUCAAUUUUUGUCACCCCAUCCAAACAGUUUGUUUAGCCAGAACAUUUUGUUGAAAAUGCCAAGUUUGAGUUUCAAUUUAGUGUUUUAAAGAAACUAAUUUCAUGUUACUCCCAUAUAGAUUUAAUGGAAGAAAAGCAGCUAAACUUCAACCAGCCACUUUUAUCAGUAAGGAGAUUCUCAUCAACAAUAGCUUCUGAAGCAGAUAACAAAAGAAAAACAACUGAUAAUUCAUUAGCUAGAAGAUUACCAUCACCUCUUCCAUCUCACAACAAAUCAGAGUUAAAGUCAGGUCCAGUGAGAAAUGCUGGUGCUGUUCCUUUUGUAUGGGAAAAAACACCAGGAAAACCCAAACAUGAUGAAACCAAAUUACAACAAACACAUGCUGUUGUUGAGCAAUCUCCUGUUACUCCAAACCUUCCACCUGGUAGAGUACCAAAGCUUAUGCAACAAGAUUCUGAUGUAGUUACUGAUAAGAGAAUUGGAAACACUUUUUCCAAUUCUCAAAAUGUUGAAUCUUUGGAUAAGAAAGUAAUGAAACAUGAGAGUUCAAAAGAGGGAGAUUCUGAUUCAGAUGAUGAUGAUGAUGAUGAUGGAGAUGGGACUUAUCAAGAUGCUGUUGAAACACUUUCUAGGACUGAAUCAUUUUUCAUGAGUGGAUAUGAUGAUCAAGAGGUACAAGUUCAACAACAAAAUGGAAGUUUCUCGAGCAGUGAGCAACAAGCUCGCGAUUUCAUGAUCGAUCGGUUUUUGCCUGCUGCUAAGGCAAUGAUAUCUGAAACACCUCAGUAUGCUUCUAAAAAGACAAUUGUUGGACAAGGACAACAAAAACAGAUGUGGAAAAUUGGGAGUACAGAAAAGUCCUCUCCUCUUAGUCAGCAUAGACUGAAAUUGUUGCAGCAUAAGGAAGGAAGUGUGUUCGAAAGCGAUGAUUCUGAAAAUUAUAGUACUAAUACUGCGGCUUGUGGACUAUUUUCUCCCUUCUGUCUUUUGAAUCCAAUGCCAGGUGUAAGAAUGGCGAAUAAGGUUCAAAAUAAUGCAAGUUGUAAUUUAGCUUCUUCUCAUAUUGAAACUACAGAUGAGCAGCAUGGGAAAAAGUCAGAAGAUUCAAAGUCUGAUUUUACAAAAGACAGAGAGAUUUUUAGUCAUGAAAAAACUAAACAAGUCACCAAUCAACAUCGAAGGGGCUGCGGCGAAUCAUUAGCAUGCGAAAGCACUCGACUUGAAACUAGCUAUGAUAGGCCAAUUGUUGAAAAAACUCUAUAUGUUGAUUCUGUACACAAUAAGAUCAAGUUCCAAACCAGUCACAAAGGAGAUGAUUUUGGGAAUUUGCAAAGAGAUAGUGGCAACCAAGGAAGUGACUUAGAUAAGGACUUGGUGUCAACUUCAAGUCCACAAAUAGUUGAAUGUAAAAAGAUAGAUGAUGAUGAUGAUAUCCUUAUUAAGAAUUAUGAAUUUGAUAUAAAGAGUCAAUCAGCUGCCAAAUGGAUUGAUCAAGAAUGUAAUUUAGCUAGCUUUAAGAUGGAAGAUGAUGGUGAUGGGAAAAUUGACUUAGAAAGCCAAUGUGGUAUGAAAUUAAGCAAUAAUGACAUAUUUGAUCCAGCAAGUUUUUUUGAGAUUCCUCUUGUACUUUCUUCGCUGAAAGCUCCAUCAGAGUCUUGGCUUAAACGUACUUUACCUGCCAUUUCCACAAGGAACACAUCUUCACAUACUAACCUUGCUUCAAAUAUUUAUUCAAGAAGCCAAAUUCAAAAGACAGCAUCAGUGUGUAACAAGUGUGAAACAAUUGUUAAUUCUUCUUAUGUGCAACAUGACCACCUUCUGCUCCGGGAGGAACUACUAAAACCAAUUGCAGAAGAAGAUUGAAUUUAUCAGAAAGAAGGCUUUUAUAAGUUGAGUGCUUGCUAAAAUGUACAACAGUUUUGGCAAUGUAAUUUUUUACAUAAUUGUUGUAUGUUACCAUCCUUCUGGUAACUUUUUGUAAUUGAAAUUGUAAAUCGCGAUUCCCUUUUUCUAUCUUGGAGUAAAUGUACAUAAUAAGUAAGUGGCAA